CACGCCACAUAUUUGAAAUUUGCACUCUUCGCGGCUAACACACCACACCAACAUCGGAGUUUUCCCGUUUCUUUCUUGCCAUUUGCAUUGCCCGACCCGUCCUAUCUCAGUAUAGGAUCACAAGUCCGUGCGUCUCUUCCGAGCGAUGACGAGCAUCUUGCUCGGCGACCGCGUCCGCUAUGAGGUCUCUCUCGACUUGCCCGCUGUGCGCAAGUUCGCCAAGCAAUGGCACUUGGCCUUCGCGACCAUAUAUUGCUCCCGAGCCAUCACCACCUCCGCAAAGAAAACCAGGAAGUUCCCACGAAAAUAUCCUUCCUACACUUCGAUUUCGAUCCACGAUCGGGAUCAGAGCGCUGGCCCUGAUCGUCCCGGCUCCUUCGAGAUUUUUCAGUCACAGCUUACGAAGCUGGUCAAGGACAAGGACCUCGGCCACCUCCGGGAAUUCGGCGAGGUCAAGAAAGUCGCCUCAGCACUCGAAACUGAUGUCUCGGCCGGAAUAAGCGGCGACCCAGACGACGUCUCUCGGAGGCAAGAAGCGUUUGGCGUCAACUCAUACAAGAAGGCACCGGCCAAGGGCUUCUUCCACUUCGUGUUCGAGGCUUUCAAGGACCUCACAAUCAUGAUUCUGCUUGUUUGCGCUGGGCUCUCGCUCGGGUUUGGGAUUAAGGAGAACGGGGUCAAGGAAGGCUGGUAUGACGGUGGCAGCAUAUUCGUUGCGGUGUUCCUUGUGAUCGCCGUGUCGGCCGUGAGCAAUUACCGCCAGAACCGGCAGUUUGAAAAAUUGUCUCAGGUGAGCGAUAAUAUUCUCAUUGAUGUCAUAAGGAAGGGUCGGCGGCAGCAGGUUUCCAUAUUCGAGAUCGUUGUCGGAGAUGUCGUUUGUUUGAAGAUCGGCGAUCAAGUUCCGGCAGACGGGCUGUUCCUGGACGGGCAUUCCUUGCAGGUUGAUGAAUCGAGCAUGACCGGGGAGAGUGAUCACGUAGAAGUGAACAGCAAUCAGAAUCCAUUCCUGUUCUCCGGAACAAAGGUUGCUGAUGGGUAUGCUCAGAUGCUGGUUACAUCCGUCGGCAUGAACACGACAUGGGGCGAGAUGAUGAGCUCAAUCAGCCGCGACAACAGCGAACAGACCCCUUUACAGGCUCGGCUCAACAAGCUCACCUCGUCGAUUGGCAAAGUAGGCUUGGCGGUCGCCUUCCUGGUUCUCGUGGUCCUGCUGAUUCGCUAUUUCACAGGAAACACACAGGACGAGAACGGUAACCGGGAAUUCAUUGCAGGCCAAACCACAGGUGACAAUAUCAUAAACUCUAUCGUGGGCAUCAUCGCAGCUGCAGUGACAAUCGUGGUCGUCGCGAUUCCUGAAGGCUUACCACUCGCGGUAACCCUCACGCUUGCAUAUUCGAUGAAGAAGAUGAUGGUGGAUCAGGCCAUGGUGAGGCAGCUUUCGGCCUGCGAGACGAUGGGGUCGGCCACCACUAUUUGCACUGACAAGACCGGUACUCUGACAAUGAACCAGAUGAAGGUGACGAAAUUCUGGGUCGGCCAAGACUCUGUGGCAGAAAACGGGUACUCCUCUGUCUCCAAGUUUGUCCUGGACUUGAUUCGGGAUGCGGUUGCUUUGAACACCACGGGCAGUGUCUAUAGGCCAUCUUCGGGAUCAGAGUACGAGUUCUCCGGUAGUCCCACCGAGAAAGCGAUUCUUUCCUGGGCGGUUUCGCAAUUGACCAUGGACAUGGAGGAGACAAAGAAGAGCUGUGAAGUCAUCCAAGUCGAAGCCUUCAACUCGCAGAAGAAGAGAAGCGGUGUGCUAAUGAGGAAGAGCGUGGACGACACAUUCCAUGUGCACUGGAAAGGAGCGGCAGAGAUGGUCUUGGCGAUGUGCUCGAGCUUCUAUGACGGGUCGGGGAUAGCGAAAGAUUUGGAGGAAGAGGAAAGGAUGAGAUUUGAGCAGAUUAUCCAGGGGAUGGCGGCGAGCAGCCUUAGGUGCAUCGCUUUCGCUCAUAAACAAGUCUCCGAGGAAGCAAUCAAAGAAAGAGAAGACGGGAAGAAGAUCCAAGAGGACAGCCUGACAUUACUAGGACUUGUCGGUAUUAAGGACCCAUGCCGUCCCGGCGUGAAGAGUGCGGUCCAAGCUUGUCAAGAUGCGGGAGUGAGCAUCAAGAUGAUAACGGGAGACAACAUCUUCACUGCUAAGGCCAUAGCCGCGGAGUGUGGGAUUCUUAAGCCCGAGGAUGAUGCCUUCGGCGGAGCCAUCGUGGAAGGAGUGGAGUUCCGCAGCUACACACCUGAGGAGAGGCUUCGGAGAGUCGAGAAAAUCCGUGUCAUGGCGAGAUCCUCGCCUUUCGAUAAGCUCCUGAUGGUUCAGUGCCUGAAGCAGAAAGGCCAUGUGGUUGCCGUCACAGGGGAUGGGACCAAUGAUGCACCAGCCCUCAAGGAAGCAGACAUAGGGCUUUCGAUGGGCAUCCAAGGCACCGAGGUUGCCAAAGAGAGCUCAGACAUCGUAAUCCUUGACGACAACUUUGCCUCCGUGGCGACGGUGUUGCGGUGGGGGCGAUGCGUCUACAAUAACAUCCAAAAGUUCAUCCAGUUCCAGCUCACGGUGAACGUCGCGGCCCUCGUGAUCAACUUUGUGGCCGCGGUCUCCUCCGGCGACGUCCCCUUGACGGCCGUCCAGCUCUUGUGGGUGAACCUGAUCAUGGACACACUCGGCGCCCUCGCCCUUGCCACAGAGCGGCCCACCCGGGAGCUCAUGGAGAAGCGCCCCGUGGGUCGGACCGAGCCGCUCAUAACCAAUGUCAUGUGGAGGAACCUUCUAGCACAAGCAACAUACCAAAUAGCCGUCCUCCUCACUCUACAGUUCAAGGGUGAAUCGAUCUUCGGCGUGGACGAGGCAGUGAAGCGGACGCUGAUAUUCAACGCGUUUGUCCUGUGCCAGGUCUUCAACGAGUUCAACGCGAGGAAGCUCGAGAAGAAGAACGUGUUCGAGGGCAUUCACAAGAACAAGCUGUUCCUCGGGAUCAUCUUCAUCACGGUGGUCCUCCAGGUGGUGAUGGUCGAGUUCCUGAAGCGGUUCGCCGACACGGAGCGGUUGAGCUGGGGACAAUGGGGUGCGUGUGUCGGGAUCGCAGCUGCAUCUUGGCCUAUUGGUUGGGUCGUCAAGUGCAUUCCAGUCCCUGAUACACCAAUCUUCACCUACUUGGGAUUGAAAAGCAAGAAGCUCCGGAGGAAACUUGUGCACAGAGAACAACAGUAGCAACACUAACUGGGUUUAGCUCGAUUCUUUUCAUUGUACAUGUAUAUUGGAUUCGUUGUUGAUGCAGCAUGAUUUUUUUUACUUUUCCCUAGAAGAAUAAGGAACGUGUAAUCCAUCGAUCUUUUGGCACCUAAUAUUCUUUUCAUUUUUGUA
Syzygium oleosum is the source of this 3400-nucleotide messenger RNA. RefSeq names its product putative calcium-transporting ATPase 13, plasma membrane-type. Gene Ontology annotation, cellular component: membrane; intracellular membrane-bounded organelle. Gene Ontology annotation, biological process: calcium ion transmembrane transport. Gene Ontology annotation, molecular function: P-type calcium transporter activity; ATP binding; ATP hydrolysis activity. NCBI's taxonomy places the organism in Eukaryota, Viridiplantae, Streptophyta, Magnoliopsida, Myrtales, Myrtaceae. The record is from RefSeq and is a predicted model, not a curated record. The transcript has 2 exons. Bases 146 to 3247 code for a protein of 1033 amino acids.